Penicillium daleae is the source of this 876-nucleotide messenger RNA. RefSeq lists its product as uncharacterized. Gene Ontology annotation, biological process: Golgi vesicle transport; Golgi organization; retrograde transport, endosome to Golgi. The coding region runs from base 1 to 876 and encodes 291 amino acids. The transcript has a single exon. Lineage: Eukaryota; Fungi; Ascomycota; Eurotiomycetes; Eurotiales; Aspergillaceae. Gene Ontology annotation, cellular component: EARP complex; GARP complex; membrane. The record is from RefSeq and is a predicted model, not a curated record.
AUGUCCACGCUGUCUUCUCCACCUCCCUCCAUUGCCUCUUCGCGUGCUCAAUCUCCAACUCCGGCAUCUUCUCGGCCAUCCCUCGAUGCGUUGAACACCAACAUCCCCGGCGGGCUCAGUGCCUCGUCAACCCCAUCCACCGCACGAGCGAUCUCCCCCAACCCACGCCGUAAUCGCUCCGCCCUACGAGACUACUACAAUCUCAAGCCUCCCGGUGCAGACUCUGGCAGUCCCGGUGGGAAUUUUCGGUCCCAUAGCGUUCCCCGAAACACCGACGCAGGCGAUAUAUCCAACCCAUCUAUCCUGGCCUCUGGCACCGAGCUAGACAAUGCGGACUUCGACCCACAGCGCUACGUCGACCAUCUCCUAUCUACAUCCUCUCUUGCUACAAUUCUCAAAGCCGAGAACACUCUGGUUGGGGACAUCCGCACCCUCGAUGGCGAACGGAAGGCUUUGGUCUACGAUAAUUACUCCAAGUUAAUCCGCGCCGUCGAGACAAUUGGCAAGAUGCGAAAGAGUAUGGAUGAGCGGGGUGCUCCUUUGACCAUGACCAAGACACUGGGUCCGGCGAUUGCGUUCGUUGCUGAGACUGCGGGUGGGUUGAUCAAGGAGGGUGAGGAGCAAAGACGGCGGAUCAAAGAGGAAAGGGAGGCGAAACCACCCCAGCCUAACAAGGCUGAGAAGGAGACCGUGAGGUGGGUACUAGCUGCACCUGAGCGUUUGGAGAAGCUUCUUGCAGAAGAGAAGCAGACGGAAGCAGAGAAGGACUGGGAGGAGGCUCGGCGCUUGCUCGACGCUUGGGGUGAGGUCAAGGGUGUUGCGGAGGUGCGGGCGGCUUGUGAGAAGGUCAUGGAAAAGCCUAGCAACGACGACUGA